AAACAUGUGCAGAAACAUGCCAGAAAUUGCUAUUCUUGAAUUAUUCAGUGGAAUUGGAGGCAUGCAUUACGCACUUGAAUACAGUUCAGUUCCUGGAAAGAUAGUCUUAGCAAUAGACGUGCAUGAAACCGCAAAUAUGACUUACAAACAUAAUUUCAGUGAUACGAAAUGUACGAGUAGUAACGUGCAAGGAUUAAAAGUGGAGAGGAAUCAACAUAUCGAAGGAAUUUUCAUGUCACCACCUUGUCAACCUUUCACAAGAAAUGGAAAUUUCAAAGAUGUCGAAGACAUGAGAUGCAAUGCAUUUCUCUUUAUUUGUGAUAUGAUCAAAGAGAGUCAAUUGAAAAAUUUAAAAUAUAUUCUUAUGGAGAAUGUCAAAGGAUUCGAAAAAUCGGAGAUGCAUGAAAUAUUCAUUGAAGCUUUGACGUCUGCUGAAUUUUAUUAUCAAGAAUUCAUCAUAACACCGACAGAAAUUGGAGUUGCAAACACAAGACAUCGAUAUUAUUGCAUAGCAAGACAAGAUAAACCUUUUUCAUUUGCUAACGGAGAUGAUUAUUUGACAAAACUUCCCAACUUUCAUUCACCAGUGGAACGACCACAAAUCUCAUCAUACAUUGACGACCUCGCUAAUCACGAUAAUUAUCUUCUACCUGACAAUAUUCUUGAGAAAAGAUUCCAAGUUCUCGACAUUUGCACAAGUGAUUCAACCAACUCAAUGUGCUUCACCAAAUCUUAUUCCAGAUAUGUCGAAGGAACUGGUUCUGUGUUUUGUCAUUUAACAAAGGAUGAACUUACUUUGAAAUUAGAGCUGAUCAAGCUGAAUGACGACGAUCUAGAACUUAAGAAAUCACUUCAAUUAAGAUUUUUCACGCCUUUAGAAGUCUCACGUUUGAUGUCAUUUCCACCGAGCUUUAAAUUCCCUGACAAAGUCACCGAAAAGCAAAAGUACAAACUUCUUGGCAACAGCUUGAAUGUUGCCGUUGUAGGUGAACUGAUGAAGCUUCUGUUUGAUGUUAAUGAAUAAAAUUGAAUUAUUCAGAUAAAUAUUUUGCUUUUAUCUUCUAUCUUCGGGGAAUUUUGUUGAUUUUUAUCAUCUGACAUUAAUUAAUAAUUGAUCUGUGCUUUCCAAUAUUUCCACGAACAUUUUCUCGUGUUCUGAAUCUCAAAUGUCAUGUCAUUUAUUCAGCAAAAGAGAUGAAGCCAAUGUAAAAUGUCCAACAUAAUAAAACGAUUUUUUUUAUUUCGCUUUUGCAA
Messenger RNA from Clunio marinus, 1254 nucleotides. The record is from the annotation of a GenBank genome assembly. NCBI's taxonomy places the organism in Eukaryota, Metazoa, Arthropoda, Insecta, Diptera, Chironomidae.